This is a messenger RNA of Anneissia japonica, 1158 nucleotides long. RefSeq names its product transmembrane protein 255B-like. The record is from RefSeq and is a predicted model, not a curated record. Lineage: Eukaryota; Metazoa; Echinodermata; Crinoidea; Comatulida; Comatulidae.
AGCUGCACCUCAAACUACAACUGUUUACGUACCGCCACCCCAACAGCAGCCUGCGUUUGCACAACAGCCGACAGGUCCUCACCCAGGCCAGCAUCAACCCUACCAAAGCCCACAACAGUACCCUCCAGCGACCUAUCAAAUGCAGGCCACUUCUCCAUAUCACGGUAGCCAGGAACCACCACCACCUUAUGAUUACAAGAGCACUGCUGCAAGUCCAGAACCUGUCGUACCUUCAGCACCCCCAGCUUACUAAAAAUAGAUUCAUUGUCAUGUAGGUUUAAGGUAAUAGUCAGCAGUUUGUAGUGGGAUGUAGGCCUACAUGCAGUAUGUAGACCAUCUGUAAGGUUUCCAAUGUGUACUUUAUAUCUUCACAAUGUGGUGUACUGCAAGCUAUUCGCACAUUGAUAAAGUUUGGUUAGAAUCGCUCACCCUAUCGGCGAUAGUCACUGACAGUUGUGGAUAAUGUUGAACCUAAUUCAACUAAGCCGAUUCCAUUGCAGACAAAUUAAGGUGCAGUGCUAGCUGCCCUGAUGCAAUCAGGAAGGCACCCGAUUAGUCUGCAACUUAAAAAAAAAGUUGAACCAGGUUCAACCUUCCCGACAUCUGUCGGCAACUGUCACCGAUAGUGGGAGUGAUUCUAUGGAAACCAAGCCUAACUCUACAUGAUGUUAUGCCUUGUCCAGGCAAUCAAGUUUAAUUUGACAAUAACAUGUGACAUGUCUAAAUAUGGUCAUGAUAACAUCACAUCCUGAACAUAUAUAUGCACAUCAUGACUAUAUAUGGGCAUACAACAGUUUUUUGUCAAAGAACUUGUGAUAAUCUGGACACAGCCUUUAUGAUAUCAGAUACUUAUGAUGCAAUGCCAUAUCUAGAAUUAUUGACUUGGAGGGCACAUUGAUAAGGGAUGGUGUUGGAAGCUGGGUGGUAUGGGGGCUUGCUGCCAAUUGAUUUGUGGUCUUAUUGAACUACUUGAGUGUCAUAUUUUGCUCAGUUAGAGGGUGCGACAUCUUUUUCAAGGGAUGUCCCUUCCCCACACAGCCUUUUGAUAUGCCAGUGAUAAAAAUGUGCAAAUAAAUAAACUAUUAUAAGUACUGGUAUUUCUGCAGCUUAUUCAACAUUCUACCAACUGUAUUUAGUGUUCAACAAUACAACAUUUUU